This is a messenger RNA of Gongylonema pulchrum, 363 nucleotides long. NCBI's taxonomy places the organism in Eukaryota, Metazoa, Nematoda, Chromadorea, Rhabditida, Gongylonematidae. The record is from the annotation of a GenBank genome assembly.
AUGUGGAAUACCGGUACUUUCAUUAUUGAUGCUCGCAACACUAAACAGCCAGAAAAAACCGCGAAAAUCAUAACAAGUCAUGCUGCGAUUCCCGGAGUACUGUUCUUUAAUCCCAGAGACUGCACCACAGAAAGGUUUCACCGCAGAAAGAACAACUUUCUCCGUUUUCUUGGCUUUGUACUGUUCUACUUAUCUGACAGUGCGCUGAUCAUCCAUUAUGUCGGCUUUGCCAUACCGAUUGCAGAGAAGCUGAUUCUGUCGACUUAUUUCAUGGCGCAGUACUUGAUUCUUUGGGGCACUUCACUCAGCUACAAUUCUCAACAAGUUCAUUCGCAGUGGAGCAGUCAGUCCACUGUAAAGUGA